AUGACCUUCACUACACCUGUCCCAAUGACUCAUCCCUGUUCCCACUACCGCCCGUUCCCCUUCCCUCUUAAUCCUCAUGCUCCCCAGUAUGACAGAGAGCAACGUGAGCGCGCACUGGCUCUUCAUAUACAGCAACAGCUUGUGAAUCAGCCUACCUCGAAUGCUCUCCAUGCACAAGAAUACGAUGAGUCUCCAGAUCAGGACCGCAUGAUGCGAGACGUUCUGUACCGUAUGCCAGACGAUCAGGGUUUCGACGUCCAGUUCCCGUUCGACGGUGACAGCGCCCAUAAGAAGGCUGAAAUCCAACGGGCUGACCGUGCUAUCCGCAAUCAGGCCGUUUGUGCCGCUCACCUCGAGGAGCAACGACUCCUCGCUCGCCGCCGCCGUUUAGAUGCUGAGAACUUCUUCGCAGGGACCAUCAAUCCUAGAUGUUUUCACGGGUUCAAUAACUCAGCUUCGUGUGACUUACUACAAUCCAAGCGCCGUCUUAUGGCAGAGCACCGGUCCGAAGUAACCCUCUCCGCCCGUCUCAAGAGCCCCCUCGCUGCCUUCCAGUUCCCUGCUGAGCUCGAUUUCUUUCCAGCCCUCGGCACCGCUGAUGUAUUUGCAUUGAUUUACACCCCGGCCAAUGCGCCUGUCCGCGCUCAGGAGCAUGCGCUUUCGUUGCUCUUCGCAGACUUGGACAACAUUCCAAGCUUUGGGUCAGACGUAGUGAGGAAUGCAAGGCGCGCGGUGGUGACUCGUGUGGAUGAAGCACUUAAAGAGCUUGAUAAAGGUGUGAAGGAGCGAAAGGGCCAUCCUGUUACAAUGCCUAUUGAGCAGCCUGCGAACGUUACCUCUGCGGAUGCUGCGCUCAAGUCCCCGUUGUAGACGAAGUUCCCAUUUAGGCCUGCAGUUCCAAUUGCCGCCUGAUAUCAUUCUUGUGCCUCGGUAUUUUCUUUACA
Messenger RNA from Suillus plorans, 944 nucleotides. RefSeq lists its product as uncharacterized. Gene Ontology annotation, molecular function: protein-folding chaperone binding. The record is from RefSeq and is a predicted model, not a curated record. The transcript has 3 exons. NCBI's taxonomy places the organism in Eukaryota, Fungi, Basidiomycota, Agaricomycetes, Boletales, Suillaceae. The coding region runs from base 1 to 870 and encodes 289 amino acids.